GUAGCUGUCAAAAAUGUUGAGAGACGCGUAUCGCGUAUGCUCUCAUGUCGUAGAGAUACGUCGACGAUUUUGAGACGUUAAUCAACGUCGCAGAGUACGACGCAGCAACUGUGAUAAGCAGUAGGCGGGGACACGGAGCUCGAUGCAUCAAGAUUGCAGACUCUGUCCUUAAAUGCACCGCACCACGCCACGCUGCGUUUCGCAUUUCGUUAUAUUAUUCCGGAGAGAUCGCGCGACGUGGAGGGAUAACCUCUCGGUCUCUAAUUAUCGUGCGAAACUAUUUGCCACGUAUAAACGACUUGAAACACGCAUCACGACGCGAUAAUGGCGUGCUUGUUGUCGAAUCAGGAAAAUGUAUGCUUGAAAAUACCAUCGGCCGACACGACGGACGGAGUCACGUAUUACUGCAUCGAGAUUGGGAUAGCAUCGAUCAAAUGGACUGUGAGACACAGAUACAAUGAUUUUGCGGAAUUGCACGAGAAGCUCGUCUCCGAGCACUGCGUCGAGAAGGAUAUUUUACCGCCGAAAAAACUCAUCGGUAACAAAUGCGAAGCCUUUGUGGAGAAGCGUCGGCAGAGUCUCGAAAUAUAUCUCAAUGCUGUUUAUAAUUAUUUGAAGAAAGCAAUGCCUAGAGAAUUGGCUGUAUUCCUAGACCUGCAUGUGUACGAUAUAUUCUUUCUAUUGCAAAGUAUGGCCUUGGAGUUCUUUAUGAAUGGCAAUACUCUGCUACAGAGUUCAAGCUAUAAAUUUAAUCCGAUACAGCUUUAUGCAAUUAGCGAGAGACUGAAACAACCAUGUCCAUCUUUGGAAGUUGUGGAUAAAAAAUACGAUUUUAGUCACGUUUUGGACUUUAAUUCUCACUUAACUAAUCUUACAAUUGAGGGAAGUUUGGAACCUUAUAAAACUAGUAAUAUUUAUUCGUCUGCCUUGUCCAUAGAAUUAUCCACCUUUAAAAACGUGCAAUACUUUACAGUCGAUCGAUAUCCCGUGGAUAAAAUCUAUAAUAUGGGAAAUCUUCGAGAUACCGUGACUACUCUAAAAGUUAUUAAUACUAAGCUCAGAAACAUUGUAGAAUUGGCCAUGUGCGAAGAAGUUCAUAAAAAUAUAAUAAAUGCCAAUGAUUCUCAUGUAUGGUUAAAAGUUACACAUUUGGAUCUCAGUGAUAACCGCAUAGAAAUCAUAGAUGAGGCAAUUAAAUUGUUGCCGCACAUAGAAUGUCUGACAUUGAACAACAAUCACUUGUCUGAGAUUUCCAACGUUACAUUAUUACCGAGAUUAUCUCAAUUGUAUCUAGCAUCGAAUAAUUUUACCAGUCUGCCAGAUGAUCUUCAUACACGACUGGGAUAUAUCGUAUAUAUCGACCUAUCGCAAAACAAAUUAACUUCACUCGCUAGUUUCUCAAAAUUAUAUUCAUUGGAGGGAUUGGAUGUAAGCUGCAAUCGCAUCGAGAAGAUCGAGGAAGUAAAACACAUCGGCCAUCUACCUUGUUUGGAAAAUCUGAGAUUGACUGGUAAUCCAGUAUCAACGAUAGUGGAUUAUAGAGUUAAAGUUUUAGAGCCGUUUGGUAAGAGAGCUGCCGAUAUUUGUCUUGAUAACGAAAAACCGAAUCAAAAGGAACUCGAUACUGUGUCGGUUCAUCAAGCGUUGCGCAUUGCGAGAGAAGGUAAAUCUCCAACAUUUACCGCAUCAGACGCGCCGUUAUUUUCCGCCGAAAUCCCGAGUAUAUAAAAAUUUUAACCAUACUUUUUUCUUUUAUCGCGAUAAACAUAUUACGUAAAUAAUAUUUAGAUACGAAACAAAAAUGUGUUUUAUACUGCAACAUGUAAAUUUUAUCAAAUCGAUUCGAGAUUGAUCCCCUUUUCGCAGCAAAGCCGCGUAAUAUUAUUUCUAAUUUCGAUACGUUACAAUUAAUAAUUUUAUUAGUACGUUACAUUGGCAAGUAGAUAACGUGUUUUUUUAUCACUUUUAUCACAAUAAUUCAAAAAAGUAUGCCAAAAUAAUAAAAAAUAAUACGAUGUCAUAAUUUUGUAUAUAAAUCUAAGAUAAAACACGUUUUUGUCAAGUAGAAGUAAAACUCUAUAGAUCCAUGACAAAAUUGUAUGAAUAUGCCUUGUACAAUUCGUGAAAUAAAUCUGUAAAACUUU
Messenger RNA from Cataglyphis hispanica, 2144 nucleotides. Its product is annotated as nischarin-like. Gene Ontology annotation, cellular component: cytoplasm. The transcript has 3 exons. Bases 325 to 1728 code for a protein of 467 amino acids. NCBI's taxonomy places the organism in Eukaryota, Metazoa, Arthropoda, Insecta, Hymenoptera, Formicidae. The record is from RefSeq and is a predicted model, not a curated record. Gene Ontology annotation, molecular function: phosphatidylinositol binding; protein kinase binding; integrin binding.